Molecule: messenger RNA, 321 nt
Organism: Monoraphidium neglectum
Lineage: Eukaryota; Viridiplantae; Chlorophyta; Chlorophyceae; Sphaeropleales; Selenastraceae
Exons: 3
Source: RefSeq, a predicted model, not a curated record
AUGCCGUGGACGUUUGGUGCGCAGACGAACGAGCGUCUGUUGCACUGGGAUGACAGCGCGGCGGCGCAGCUGUCGCGUAUUUGGCUCUGCGGCCAGCUGGGCGUGGACCAGCGGGAGCUAGGGGAGCGCCUUGCGGCUCUAGGCAACCUGCUGCCGGACAUGGUGGCCAAACUGCACGCGCUGAGGGCGCCCCUGGUCCUACAGCUGCUGCAGGACACGCCGGCUGUCGCGACGCGGCUGCUGCAGCUGCGGGCGCUGCUGCCGGGCGCGGAUGUGUCAGCUGUCGUGGCGCAGCGGCCGGAGCUCUUCCUGAAAACGCCG